Molecule: messenger RNA, 3032 nt
Organism: Pongo pygmaeus (Bornean orangutan)
Lineage: Eukaryota; Metazoa; Chordata; Mammalia; Primates; Hominidae
Product: putative POM121-like protein 1
Exons: 1
Coding region: 576-2414 (612 amino acids)
Source: RefSeq, a predicted model, not a curated record
GCUGGCUUAGACUUUGGCCGAGUUGGCAGCUCCACGAGGACGCUCAGAGUCCAGCUCUCCAGCGUUCAAGCAUCUGACGGUACCCCACUCCUCCCAGGAGCGGUUACCUGGGCACUCUGUGCCCCUCAUUCCUGUCAGGGCCCAGGCUGAGGACCUGCUAGUAGGGCUCAGUUGCCUGGAGUCCGUUCAGCCCAUCCCCCAGUUCACUUUGCUUGUGGGAUCUCCCCGUUGCUCCUGCCCCUGGACUGAGUGGCAGGCCAUCCUACAAGCACCCGGACACUUGGCAUCAGUGGUGUCAAGACAACUCUAAGAAGGUUUUCUGUGAUCCUGCAAGACCUGUGUUCCUUCCUGGUGAUUCUGCCUUCAAUUUGAUUGCACAGGUACCACAGCAAGCCAGUGCUGUGUGUGCCGAAUUCCAGGGCAUCCUCUAGAUCAGCCACUACACUGAGCACAAGGACUCUCUGUGGGACCCAGGAGCAGGUAGUCACCCCUUUGGGGCCCACAACACCCGGCUCUCCCCAGACUUGUGGCCAGGGAACAUAGUAUUGAGGGCCCUCAAGGAGAGCGGGGUAGGGAUGCCUGAGCAGGACAAGGACCCUAGAGUCCAAGAGAAUCCUGAUGAUCAGAGAAGGGUCCCCGAGGUCACCGGGGAUGCACGGUCUGCAUUUCGGCCCCUGCGGGACAACGGAGGCCUCUCUCCCUUUGUGUCCAGGCCCAGGACUCUGCAGAGAGACCUCCAUGCCCAGAGGUCAGAAGUCAGAUAUAACCAUAGAUCCCAGACCUCCUGGACGAGCUCGUGCCCCGAACAAAAUGCCAUCUCGAGCUCCCACAGCUCUACUGGAGGCCUCCCGGGGAUAAAGCAGAGGAGGGGACCAGCCUCAUCCCACUGUCAGCUCACCCUCAGUUCCUCAAAGACAGUGAGUGAGGACGGACCUCAGGCUGUCUCUUCAGGUCACACCCAGUGUGAAAAGACGGCAGAUAUAGCACCAGGGCAGACACUGGCCCUCAGGAAUGGCUCCCCCAGAUCCCAGGCCUCUAGGCCCCGUAAACGCAAGCUUCCCCUGCCGCCACGCAGGCAAGGGGAUCCUCUGAUGCUGCCACCUCCCUUAGAGCUGGGGUUCCGGGUCACUGCCAAAGACCUGGACCUGGAGAAGGAGGCGGCAUUCCAGCGCAUCAACAGUGAACUGCGGGCUGAGGCCAAGGCCAUCUCGGACUGUAGACCCUCACGGCCUUCCCACACUUUGUCCUCACUUGCAACAGGGGCUUCUGGUGUGCCCGCUCUCUGUAAAGCACCCAGUAUGGAUGCACAGCAGGAGAGACACAAGUCCCAAGACUACCUGGGCCCAGUGGCCCCCCUAGCUUCUGCUGCAGAGGUCCCCUCUACAGCUCCUGUGUCUGGGAAGAAGCACAGACCACCAGGCCCCCUGUUCUCCUCAGAUCCCCUUCCUGCCACCUCUUCCCACUCCCGGGACUCAGCCCAGGUCACCUCGCUGAUUCCUGCCCUCUUCCCAGCUGCAAGCAUGGAUGCGGGCAUCAGAAGAACAAGGCCUGGCACUUCUACUCCUGCAGCUGCCUCAGCAGCCCCUCCCCCCUCCACAUUGAACCCCACGUCAGAGUCACUACUGAAUGGAGUGGAUGGAGGCCCUUCACAUUUCUGGGCCGCAGCCACAGCUGCAGCAGGUGCCCAGAGAUCAGAAGUCAGAUAUAACCAGAGAUCCCAGACCUCCUGGAUGAGCUCAUGCACCAAGCGAAAUGCUAUCUCAAGUUCCUACAGCUCUACGGGAGGUUUCCCAUGGCUAAAGCGGAGGAGGGGGCCAGCGUCAUCCCACUGCCACCUGACCCUCAGUUCCUCAAAGACAGUGAGUGAGGACGGACCUCAGGCUGUCUCUUCGGGUCACACCCAGUGUGAAAAGAUGGCAGAUAUAGAACCAGGGCAGACACUCACCCCCAGGAAUGGCUCCCCCAGAUCCCAGGCCGAUAGGCCCCGUAGACGCAAGUUUCCCCUGCUGCCACGCAAGCGAGGGGGGCCUUUGAUGCUGCCACCUCCUUUGGAGCUGGGGUUCCGGGUCACUGCCGAAGACCUGGACCUUGAGAAAGAGGCAGCAUUCCAGCGCAUCAACAGUGAACUGCGGGCUGAGGCCAAGGACAUCUCGGACUGUACACCCUCAGGGCCUUCCCACACUUUGUCCUCACUUGCAACAGGGGCUUCUGGUGUGCCUGCUCUCUCUAAAGCACCCAGUAUGGAUUCACAGCAGGAGAGACACAAGUCCCAAGACCACCUGGGCCCAGUGGUCCCCCUGGCUUCUGCUGCAGGGGCCCCCUCUACAGCUCCCGUGUUUGGCACGGAGCACAGACCACCAAGCCCCCUCACGUUCUCCUCCUCAGAUCCCCCUCCUACCACCUUUUUCUACUAAUGGUACUUCUGGUACUCAGCCCAGGUCAUGUGGCAGAUUCCUGCCCCCUUCCCAGCUGCAAGCAUGGAUGGAUGCAUGAGAAGCCCACAGCCUGGCACUUCUGGAGCCAUUUCUAGCCCUACAGCCACACCCACGGUAAUUCGGAGUAGAGUCGGAUCCAUGUCUGCAUUCCGUCAGAAGAAAAUCUUUUAAGAGAAAGGACCAAAGGAAAUAGGGCUUGAGGGGGCCUGAACACCCAGGGGGCCCCCCAGGAAGAGCACUUCCAUGGUGACUGUGGGACCUGGCCCGGGGAGCAACUCUGUUGGGUGGCACUUCUGUCUUUACUUUCCAUCACAUCCCUGGGGGACCAUUUAAACCGAUGCCUGCAAUUGCAAGUCGGGGAUCCAGUGCCACUGCAAACAAGGCAGGCUUCACGUGCAAGUCUGGGCCGGCCUCUGACCCUAGCAACUCCACUUCCCGCAUGGGCACAGCAAGGAGGAACCUGGCUUCUAAAGCUCCCUCAUGUGCUGUCAGGAGUUCUGCUGGACACAAGUCCAAUGCGCCAUCCUCCAGCUCAUCCUUCUCCACGUCGGGCUUUUGAGCCCAUCAUAAAUUCCUAGAGUGAGGUCCAGAAGGGUU